GCCAUGCUGAUUGGCCAGGAAGCCACGGAGCUCUGUGAGGUCACAGCGUAGGUCUGGCUGGAGCGGGACUAUGGUGGAGAUGGUGCCAAGCGCCGUUCUGCUGAUAUUGGCUGUGUCUGCGACCGCCAAAGAUGACGGCACUUGUGAUGGCCCCUGUGGGUUGCGGUUCAGGCAGAACCCACAUGGGGGUGUCCGACUCAUCGGAGGGCAGACAGCACAGCUCGGGGCCUGGCCCUGGAUGGUGAGCCUCCAGAUCUUCAGGGCCCACACCAACCGCAGGUACCAUGUGUGUGGUGGCGUCCUGCUGAAUUCGCACUGGGUGCUGACAGCGGCUCACUGCUUCGACAGCAAAAAAAAAGUCUAUGACUGGAGACUGGUUUUUGGAGCACAGGAAAUUGAAUAUGGAAACAAUGAGCCAGUGAGGGCACCUGUGCAGGAGAGAUAUGUGGAGAAAAUCAUCAUCCAUGAAAAAUACAGCAGUGUGAAUCAAGGGAAUGACAUUGCUCUCUUGAAGAUCACCCCUGCUCUUUCAUGUGGACAGUUCAUUGGGCCAGGCUGCCUGCCCACUUUUAAGGCAGGCCCUCCCCAAAUUCCCCAGACCUGCUAUGUGGCUGGCUGGGGGUACAUAAAGGAGAAUGCCCCUAGGCCAUCGCCUGUGCUGCUGGAGGCCCGUGUGAAGCUUAUUGACCUUGACCUGUGUAACUCGACCCAGUGGUACAAUGGGAGGGUCAUGUCAACCAAUGUGUGCGCCGGCUAUCCAGAAGGCAAGAUCGACACCUGCCAGGGGGACAGCGGCGGGCCUCUCAUGUGCAGAGACAACGCGAACAGCCCCUUCGUGGUCGUGGGGAUCACGAGUUGGGGGGUAGGCUGUGCCCGUGCCAAGCGCCCUGGAAUCUACACAGCGACUUGGGACUAUCUGGAGUGGAUUGCUUCCAAGACUGGUCCUAGUGUCCUGCAUGCGAUUCAGCCAGCUACCCCUCCCCCUCCCCCCUCUCGGCCAAGGCCCCCAGCCCGGCCCACCUCUUCCCGCCCCCCCGCUGCAAACCCUCCUUGGUAUUUCCAAAGCCCUGCUCGCCCUCCUCCUCCUCCUCCUCCUCCUCCUCCUCCUCCUCGACCCCUUCAACCUUUCGCACCUCAGCCCCAACCGCCUACAGCCCAGGGCCCACCCCGACCCUCCCCCUCUCCUCCCCCCUCGCCUCCUUCUCCCCCUCCUCCGCCAUCGCCCACCAGACCGACCCAAGGACUCUCUUUUGCCCAGCGCCUCCAGCAGCUCAUUGAGGCUCUGAGGAUGCGCCGUUCUGGCCCAAAGAGCUCUUACGGCAUGGAGAUACCAGAGCUCCCAGAACCCAUCUCUUUCUGAUCUGAAAUUAUUCUCAACAGACUAGUGAACAGUUCAUCUGAAAUAAAUAAAUGGAUGUAUUUACAAAUAUAUCUAUCUAUAUACACAUGAGGAAACGCUUUUUGGCCUUCUAUCUGCCCACCUCUACUCAACCCAAGCCUUCCUCCAUCAAAUCUAUUCCCUCUAAGGGGAUGGAAUGUAUGAGUUGCUCAGACAUUUGUGUAAAUUGUGGUUUUUAAAAUCUUAAUUUUUUUUUUUUUUUGGGGUGCUGGGAUCAAACUCAGGACCUGGCGCUUGUGAGGCAGGCGAGGUGCUAAAUCUUAAAUUUUAAGACUGGAAUAAAGUGACCUGGGACCAUAGGCUUGGUAUGAUCUGUGUUUCACACUUAGUGAAAUGGACAGGACUUAGCAAUGAGGGGCUGACUUUGCAUAAAUAAAUCAGAACAGUGGCUGUGUGGCAGGGAAAGACUGCCUGGGAAAAAAGGGGUGAGGGUCAAAGUCUACUACUAGGAAGCCUUGUUCUAUAGGUGCCAUUUAAAGACAUCCACAAAGAAGCUUUUGUAUGGAAGGUUGGAUUCCCCAGCAUAGCUACUGGGCAGUCAACACAACAAACCUCCGUACCAGACACAGUUUUACUUG
Heterocephalus glaber (naked mole-rat) is the source of this 1977-nucleotide messenger RNA. It is a transcript of the gene Acr, whose product is annotated as acrosin. NCBI's taxonomy places the organism in Eukaryota, Metazoa, Chordata, Mammalia, Rodentia, Bathyergidae. Gene Ontology annotation, molecular function: serine-type endopeptidase activity. The record is from RefSeq and is a predicted model, not a curated record. Gene Ontology annotation, cellular component: acrosomal vesicle. Gene Ontology annotation, biological process: proteolysis; acrosome reaction.